This is a messenger RNA of Triticum turgidum subsp. durum (durum wheat), 1485 nucleotides long. The record is from the annotation of a GenBank genome assembly. Lineage: Eukaryota; Viridiplantae; Streptophyta; Magnoliopsida; Poales; Poaceae.
AUGGAAUUAGCAACAGUCCUCUGGGUAGCAUGUGUUCCUAUUUUCCUUGCAAUUGUGUCGACAAUGAUGGCCCGACGACGACCGAUGUUGUCCCAAACAACGAAGCUAUCGCCUUCUCCACCGCCCAUGGCCGCAGAGGCUCCCCUUCUUGGGAUUCUCCCGGUGCUUCUCGCCAAGGGCCCGCUGCAAGUGAUCCGCGACGCCCACACGGAGAUGGGGAGCGUGUUCACGGUGAGACUGUUGCAUCGCAAGGUGACCUUUCUGGUUGGGCCAGACGUGUCGAGCCAUUUCUACCAAGGGCUAGACUUGGAGAUUAGCCAAGACGAGGUCUCCCAGUUCACCAUUCCGACUUUCGGCCCCGGCGUUGCCUUCGACGUGGACUUCGCUACUCGCCCCGAGCAGUUCCGCUUCUUUGGUGACGCCAUGAAGCCGGCCAAGCUCAGGACAUACGCCGGACUGAUGGUGCGCGAAGUCGAGGAGUACUUUGCGAGGUGGGGACAGUCCGGCACGGUUGACUUGAAGCAGGAGCUAGAGCACCUCGUCACGCUCGUAGCCAGCCGGUGCUUGUUCGGGGAGGAGGUCCGGGCCAAGAUGCUCGGCGAGGUCGCAACGCACCUCCGUGAGCUCAACGACGGCAUGCGCCUCGUCACCAUCCUGUUCCCGCACCUGCCCAUCCCGGCGCACCGCAGACGCGACAGGGCGCGCGCUAGGCUCGGCGAGAUAUUCUCCGGCGUCGUCAGCUCUCGCAAAGCAAGCUACCCUGACUGCGGCCCCGACGACAUGCUGCAGUGCCUGAUUGAUUCCAGGUACAAAGACGGCCGCGCCACGACCGAGACGGAGGUCGUCGGGAUGCUGGUGGUCUCGGCGCUGUUCGCGGGGCAGCACACGAGCUCCAGCACGAGCACGUGGACCGGAGCGCGCCUCCUCGCGCGCGCCAACUCCGAGCACCUGCGCGCCGCCGUCCGGGAGCAGGAGCGGGUCGUGGCGCGGCACGGGGACCGCGUGGACUACGAGGUCCUGCAGGAGAUGGACACCCUCCACCGCUGCGUCAAGGAGGUUCUGCGGCUCCACCCGCCGGCGAUGCUGCUGCUGCGCCACGCGCGCCGGAGCUUCACCGUGCGGACCAGGGAGGACGAUGAGUACGAGGUCCCGGAGGGGCGUACCGUCGCGAGCCCGCUGGUGCUCCACAACCGUCUCUUAUACGUGUACAUGGACCCGGAGAGGUACGAGCCGGACCGGUUCGGCCCGGGCAGAGGGGAGGAUGUGGCCGGCGGAGCGUUCUCGUACACGGCGUUCGGUGGCGGGCGGCACGCCUGCGUUGGUGAGGCGUUCGCGUACAUGCAGAUCAAGGUAAUAUGGACGGCGCUACUAAAUAUCAGUCGAUUGAGAGUCUCAGUCGACUGCUCAGCUGUCCGAUCUUAUGCAGCGUGUAGAUUCGCGCUGGGGCGGAUUGUCCCUCAUUUCGGCCUGUCUAAGCCGCAUUAA